Molecule: messenger RNA, 2820 nt
Organism: Dendroctonus ponderosae (mountain pine beetle)
Lineage: Eukaryota; Metazoa; Arthropoda; Insecta; Coleoptera; Curculionidae
Product: gamma-tubulin complex component 3
Exons: 2
Coding region: 166-2655 (829 amino acids)
Biological process (GO): microtubule nucleation; mitotic cell cycle; spindle assembly
Cellular component (GO): centrosome; spindle pole; gamma-tubulin small complex
Molecular function (GO): gamma-tubulin binding; microtubule minus-end binding
Source: RefSeq, a predicted model, not a curated record
AUUAAAUGUCAUUUAAAUAUGAACUGCACUACAACUGCCGCUGCUGUCAAACUCAAUUAAAAGUGAUCCCGGGUAUUUGUUAUGCUAAAUAUGUAAAAACUGAGAAUAUUGGUGAAAUCAAUUAAAAACUUUACUUGAAGCGAAAGUAGGGGUUUGCAUUGAAAGAUGCAUAGUUCGGAAGUUCGAGAUGACAGCAAUAUUCCCGAGUUGGUACUAAAGCUUUGCAAGUACUUAGCUCCUGAUAGUGGAUUAUUGCAAUCCAAGCUAACGGGCAUCGCUUUUCAGUGGCUCACUCAGUCCUCUAACAAUCAGGAAAACGUCCUCAGUGAUGAACCACUUGUCGUGAACAAUAUUCACGAACUGUUGAGUUCGAGAUCAUCAAAGGAUGUGGAAAAUUUUGAUUUGUUGUAUAGUAGCCUUAGCAAGUCGGGGAUUAUAAGAGAUCGAACUACUCUGUUGAGUUUUUUAUAUAGAAUCUCGUUGGCACACCAUGAACGGCCUUUGCGUUCCCUCUGUUGCAAGCUAGACAAACUACAUAUGAAAGAGUUGCGCGGAAGCAAGGCAUCAGUACAGAGAAGCGUAAAUAAUCUGUCUUCCAUCGAUUCAAAUAGUGUUCGACAUAUUUUUGAACGAAAUGAUCGCAAAUUUACUGAAACAACAACAGCUUCAACAUUGGCUCGAGCGAACUCACAAGCUACGACAAUUUCAUCAGCAGCUUGGUCUCAUCAUGACAUUCCCUCUUCAUCUAAGGCUAGUAUUUGCUAUCCUGUAACUGAACAGGAAUUAUUACACGAUGUUAUUUACAGCCUGCAAGGUAUUCAGGGCAAAUUUCUCAGAAAAAACCUCUCUGGCUUUGGAUACAAACUGGAUCCAAAAACAAGUAAGCCCUUAUCACAUAUUCAAAGAAGUUUACUAGAAAGGAUAGUGGGUACUGGUUUGCUACACAAUCAAUUGAGGCAGUUUUGCGAGGAACACGAAAAGCAAAGCGGAUUGAUUUGCCAAGCCUUUAUUGCUACCUUAAAUAACGAAUUGUCUGAAUAUUAUAAAAUUAUAGCAAUAUUGCAACCAAAUUCAGAGAUGACUCUCAGGAGAGUGCUUUUCAUAUUGCAAGAUCAUAGAACUCGAUUUGAAUGGUUGGCUCAUAUCGCCGAACAUUGUAAUGAUCCCAAGGGAGGCGCAUUGAUCACUGCAGUUCACGGAUUUCUGCAGCAUGGGUCCAAAGUGGUUCAAGAAGUAACGCGAAAAGUACUCGAAGCUGUCUGCAAUCCUUUGUACAUUAUGCUAUCACGAUGGUUACUAGAUGGGGAAAUAAAUGACCCUUGCAAUGAAUUUUUUAUAGAAGCAAAGCACGUGAUACUGGCGGAAAGGCUUUGGCAUGAUAAGUACAUCGUUAGAAAGUCUAUGGUUCCAUCAUUCAUGAGCAUGAAACAGGCGAAACAAAUUUUAGCUAGUGGAAAAAGUAUAAACUUUUUGAAGCAGGUAUGCAAAGAUGGUGGCCAACUACCGGGUCGUGAAGCAUUACAAAAGCUAUUCAAUACUACAUCUGCUGACGCCUUAUUCGCACCAGAACAAAGCAUUGAAUUUCAUCUCACUCUGGAGACAGUCUAUAAAGAAACGUCUUUCCGAGUUUUAGAUUUGUUAAAGAAUAAAUAUAAUAUAUAUGAACAUCUGCAGUCUCUAAGAAGAUACUUACUUCUUGGACAAGGAGAUUUUAUAAGACACCUGUUAGAAUUGCUUACUCCAGAACUAAAUAAGCCUGCAGACGCCAUUUAUGGACAUACGUUAUCAGCUAUCUUAGAAUCAGCAAUAAGAGUCACUAACGCCCAAUACGAAGAUGAGGAUACUCUGAAAAGGCUCAACAUCAGUUUUAUGAGUCAUUCGAUAGGUGACGUGGGCUGGGAUGUGUUCAGCUUGGUCUACAACGUCGACGGCCCUAUUGGCACUAUUUUCCAAACUACAAUGCCAACUUAUCAAAGUUUAUUUGGUGCCUUAUGGAAAGCGAAGAGAACGGAAUAUGUAUUAGCCAAUAUGAGACGACAGCAGAUUUCGAUGGCAAAGCUUUUCCGGAAAGUCAGGGAGCUGAAUCCUGUAAUGCAUAUUAUUCAUAUUCUGACCAGCAAGAUGAUUCAUUUUAUUCAUCAGACCCAGUAUUAUUUCUUAUUUGAAGUAUUGGAGUGCUCUUGGGCUGAACUUCAGACCCAGUUCAACAAAGCUGAAUGUCUCGACGAUAUUAUCAUGGGACACAAUAGUUUUUUGGAGUCAAUUCAAAGAGGCGUUUUGAUAGACACUGAAUCUCGACAACUAUUUUCACACUUGAUUUCCAUCUACAAUUUUGUUGUGAAUUUGGAAAGCCAUCAGGAAGCCAUAUAUGAAGCAGCUAGUUGCGAAUAUGAGGCGUUUAUGGCGUACAAAAGAAAAACAGAAGAUACCGAACGUUUUGAAAUCACAAACGAGCUGGAAGCUGCAGCAAAAUUGAGAAUUAGCAAGUUUCAUCAGUUUCUAAAUACUACAAGACUUAAAGUGAAAUCAACAGUGCAAACGUAUGAUAUAAUAGUAACCAAAUUUUUAGAACUUCUCGCUUGCAGUUCAAAUAUGAAACUUCAGUUACUUAGCGUCAGGCUUAGCUUUAACAAUUUUUAUAAAUUGUCAUGUUGAUACAAAUAAUGUCCAGUUAGAGUUAGAGUUAAUAGAAUCAAAUUAGCAUGUAACAUCACAGAUAGUUACAGAAUUAACUCUAUUCAGUUUAUUUUUUUAAAUAUUUUUCUUACAGAAAUAAAUUAUAUUGUUCUUAACUCGUUAAUAGAAUGCAUUUUAAUAUCA